AUGCUAAUUGCUACAAGUGGAACGGGAUCUAUGUUUAUGAACUGCAUGGUUCCUGAAAAGCCUACUGUUAUUUCUAUGAAAUUAGCUGAUAACAAGGAAACGCUGUCUUCUGCAAAUGUUCAUCUAUCAACAUUCGUCCAGAUUUCCGAAAGAAUACAAGAGAUUAGUCACAGUGACUCAAAGAGUGCCAUUACAUUUGUAGCUUCUGUUGCUAUUCUCGUGGUAGCCUCUGUAAUCAUCUUCCCCUCUGAUGGAGUCACUGAAGAUAUUCUGGCUGCCAUUUGCUCCCAAACUCAAAAUCAAGAAACUUGUGAGGCCAUUUUAGAGAGUGAUCCGCGUACCACCUCAGCUGACCUCCCUCUACUGUCUCUAAUAUCUCUCGAGCUUUUAUCGAAACAAGCUGAUAAAAAUCACAACAGUUUCGUUCAGUUUCGUGAUAAUUCUACCGAUCCGGAUCUGAAAAGGUCCCUUGGCAAUUGUGUGACAGAUUAUAAUGAUAUGCGGGGCAAGAUCAAGCUGGCUCACCAGUUGUCCCAUAAGAGACAGUACAAAAGAAUUCAUGAAUUAGGCCAGCUGAUAAAACUGGCUUACAAUUGUAAAAAUGGGCUCCCUUCAAACUCACCAACAUCUGGCAUCACUGAAACUAUGCUCCUGACGAGCCAAACUGCAGUUUAUGUCAAUCAAUUUCUGAUUACUUAUUUUAGCCAGCAGCCCUUGAACCUUGUUUGGUUGGAACCUGUACAAGGGUCAUCAUGGAAAAAUUAUCCUUCCACCAUUUUAAUUGGUAAAGUAAGUUCCUUUUGUUAAGUAUUCUUGUUGUAUUGUUUCUGCCAACAAGAAUUUGUUGGUUCCACUGUUGUGUUUCUGUUCUCUAUUGAGAGUCAGAUAUCUGCAUUUUCCUCUUGAUCGAUGUCCUAUGAUUGCUUACGGGCUUAAUCAAAGUCAAGUGAUUUCUUCA
Molecule: messenger RNA, 958 nt
Organism: Populus nigra (black poplar)
Lineage: Eukaryota; Viridiplantae; Streptophyta; Magnoliopsida; Malpighiales; Salicaceae
Exons: 2
Coding region: 1-807 (268 amino acids)
Biological process (GO): negative regulation of catalytic activity
Molecular function (GO): pectinesterase inhibitor activity
Source: RefSeq, a predicted model, not a curated record